UUAAACCAAAAAUAGUUUCUUAACAAACAGUAUGGCUGGAAAUCGGUGUUGUGCUUCUAAGCUUCAGAACAGUUUGUUCAAGUGAAAUAUGCAGUGUCUUUGAUGUUCCGGGGAAGCUUCGUGCAAUGUUUUGUGUUUGCGCUAACUUUGCCACCGAAUAUUCGUACUCUGCUGUUUCAGUGGUGAGAGGUAUUAGUCUGUUCAUUGCAUAGAUUGAUAAAUUCCCUGAUGUGAUGAUCUGUCAACAAGAAACAAAUAAAGGAAAUGUCAAGUAACCUGACAAAGUUCAGUUCAUAAUGGAAGUCCAGAACUUUGCAAACAAUGGGAUUGAAUACCCUCAAGAUUUUAAUUACAACAUAAACCAUCCGUCUCUGUGUCUGCAGCAUACCCAAGUCUUUCUUCUUGUUGCAAUCAGGACAAUCUUUGCCCAUUAUGAUCGAAGAAUGGCUAUACGAGAGACAUGGGGCAGCAAGCACAAGUACAAGGGACUCCACAUACCCUUAGUGUUCAUGUUUGGUGCCAUGGGUAAUAAAGAUAUUCAAAACUCCAUUGAAAGGGAGAACAAAAUAUACAAAGAUAUCAUCCAGGAAGACUUCAUAGAUAGUGAUAAUAACUUGACAUUAAAGACGGCAAUGUCCUACAAGUGGGCAAGUAAACACUGUCCUCAUGCUUCAUAUGUCAUGGUUGCCAAUGACAACGUCAUUGUGGAUAUCUUCAAACUGAUUCCUUAUCUAAAAUCACAAUCACCUUCAGCAGAUAAAUUCACUAUGUGUAAUUUUCAGAAAUGUUGUGAAGCACCUCCACAAAGCCGAUUUCUCAAAUCCAAUUAUUUUAAGUACUAUGGUAGAUCUGAACAGGUAUGUAGCAGUGAUGCCUAUUUGGCGCCAAUAGGUGUGGUGGACAAGCUGUUCCAGGCAUCGCUGUCCACUCCAAGGUUUGGACCAGACCAGGCCUGGAUGGGAGUAGUGGCCAGAGAGGCUGGAAUCACUUUCCAGAACACUGCCAGUGCCUUUGUUGGGAUUGAUGACAAAACACCUGUACUUAAGAAAUUCAUGGGAGUGGAUUAUUUGACAAGCCCAGCCAUGAUUGGAGUUGUUAGAGAUGAGUUUCUGGGCAAGGAGGCAACUAUAAUGCGACAUCUGUGGCGAAUCAUCCAAGAGCACCACACACGCAUGCAGCUCUCCAGUGUGUACCAUGCACAGUUCCCAUCCAAGUCGUCCGACUCCAGCAGUGUUCUGGUGCUGGCUGUGUCGCUCAUGUUUGUUGAUCUCAUGGUUGUCGUCAUCAUAUUCCUUCUCAUCUUCUGUAAGAAGAAACACAGGAGGAAAGUCCUACAUUGACUGUUGUCAUUGAUCAUGUUCAUCCCAUUGUGCAGAACCAGAACCCACACUCAUGUGUCUAUGACGUGAUGAUCACACAUUUCUAGCGUAUGUACGCCAAAGACAAAAUCACGAAGAUAAUAUUCAGUACUCUUACCACACUGAUCAGGCUCAGAUGGCAUUGAUGUAAUCAUGUUAAUUCAUAGAGUCU
Haliotis rubra (blacklip abalone) is the source of this 1530-nucleotide messenger RNA. RefSeq names its product beta-1,3-galactosyltransferase 1-like. Bases 297 to 1340 code for a protein of 347 amino acids. Gene Ontology annotation, cellular component: membrane. Lineage: Eukaryota; Metazoa; Mollusca; Gastropoda; Lepetellida; Haliotidae. The record is from RefSeq and is a predicted model, not a curated record. Gene Ontology annotation, molecular function: hexosyltransferase activity. The transcript has 2 exons.